Exaiptasia diaphana is the source of this 1891-nucleotide messenger RNA. RefSeq names its product nucleoside diphosphate-linked moiety X motif 8-like. NCBI's taxonomy places the organism in Eukaryota, Metazoa, Cnidaria, Anthozoa, Actiniaria, Aiptasiidae. The transcript has 4 exons. The coding region runs from base 646 to 1509 and encodes 287 amino acids. The record is from RefSeq and is a predicted model, not a curated record. Gene Ontology annotation, molecular function: coenzyme A diphosphatase activity.
AUACGAUAUUUGACAUUUUUGCAAGAAAUAAAASAAUUUAAAACACACUGAAACAUAGCAUGGUAUACUCGUCAAGUAUUGUUUAUGCAAACCUCAAAGGCAACCCAGGAAUAAGGCGAAAGGACAUCAUAAAACAGCUCUACGGUUCUCUUAGCAACCGCCAUCUUGAAUACCGAAAAAGACUGGUACCAGUGCGAUAAAACAAAUGAAUAAAUGAAUGGACAAUGAAAUAUGAAAUGAAAAAAAAUAUAUUCAUAUACGAUUUAACAAAAAAAAAUAUAUAUUGUGCUACUGUGCUACUUGUUGAUAGGAAUUCCCAAAAACCAGAGUUAUAGAAAAUGAAAGAAAAUACUAUUUUUUUGUUGGGUAUCCUGUGGAGUAGCGUUUGCGAUACAGGAAACUGGCACUGGAAAGUUCAAAAUGGCGGACGAAUGAUAAAACUUUAUAUUCUUGUUUGGAGAGGAAAUACAAGAAGAAAAACGGUCACAAACUCAGAAACAUAACAUUACAAAGAUGUAUCUAUUUGGAGCAUGUCUAUUAUCAAGAUUUGUAAAUUAAAAGCGCAAGUAUGGAUGAAAARUGAUUAUCAAAGGCCAUCAAAUCAGAAAAUACCAAGUUGCAUUCAUCGAUCAAGUUUCUUAGUUAAUGAUUAUGGCAGCGAUUUCGACUUGCUGGUCAAGAAAAGUCUUCAGAACUCAAAUAGGACUGUUUGCAUCUGCAAGACGUCUCAAAUUUGAAUCUCCGGCUUGGUCACAAAAGUUGACAUUGAAACCGAACUAUCUUUGUUUCACCUUACAAAAUAGAUCAAUAAGUGUURAAAUACCACCAGACGUUAUACAAGAGUCUUUAUCUAAGAGUAAUARGGAAAGAAUUAUCAAGGAGCUUGAAGCAAUGGAGAAAGGACAGCGUUUGUCUUGUCCAGAAGAAGCGGCUGUACUUGUUCCUUUUUGCACCGUUGAUAAUAAACCUUCUUUAUUGUUUACAUUGCGGUCUAAUGCUUUGCCAACCCACAAAGGUCAUGUAAGUUUUCCAGGUGGGAAGAGAGAUAAAGAGGAUAAAAACUUUGUUGAAACAGCAAUUAGGGAAACAGUUGAAGAAAUUGGAAUCCAUGAAAAUGUUAUAGAUGUCUGGGGAACAUUGCCACCCUUGCCAGAUUGGAAAGGGAAAAUUUCUGCAACUCCUGUUGUGUCAUUUCUUGGAGAAAUUGAUGUGGACAAUAUUCACUAUGACCAUAUAGAGGUCUCAAAGGUUUUCCACUUGACACUUGAACACAUUCUUGAGCACAGARGAUACACAAAAUWCACUAGUGGARUYACRMUGCCUGUUUUUGUAAAUGGUCCACAUCUUGUUUGGGGRAUGACUGCAUCAAUUAUGGAUAUUUUCUUUGAAAUAAUGUUYCCUGGUUAUYACAAAAAGGUUUUUGAAUAUUCGUAUUCUCAUAGAGCAAAAUUACCAUGGCUAACAGAACAAAACAGAGAAAUAAUGAAAGUUUUUAACCUUGAAAAAUAAAAUACAGUUGGAAACACUAUAAAUGAAUGAAAAUAUUCUUUAACAGUCCUUAAUUUGGAUUUAGGAUAUUUGACAUUUUACAUAAAUAUAAAAAUCGAAAAGACAAUGAAACAUAKCAUAGAUACGGCUGUCAAGUAUUGUCUAAGCAAGCCUCAAAUGAAACCCAGGAAUAUACAGUCAACAACUCAACCUCGUUUCCAGUGCCCUCUCUGUAGCUAUUUUCAAAAUGCGACCACAAACGUUAAAAGUGUUAGAGGUUGUAAACAACUCCAUGGUUUGUCUUGCGAACCGCAAUCUUAAAUACGGAAAAAGACUGGUACCAGUGCAAUAGAUAAACAAAUGAAUGGACAAUGAAAUAUGAGAUUAUAUUUUUAUACAUUAU